AUGAAAGAACGUCAUGCUAACUUUCGCGCAGCUCUCGUCAGCGGUGAGAAGUCGAACUUCCAGUACAUUCUUCGUCUCCUCAAUACCAACGUCGAUGGCAAGCAGAAGAUCAUGUAUGCCCUGACCCGCAUCAAGGGUGUCGGCCGCAGAUAUUCCAACCUGGUGUGCAAGAAGGCCGAUGUGGACCUCAACAAGCGUGCCGGUGAGAUCACCUCUGAAGAACUCGAGCGCAUCGUCACCAUUAUUCAAAACCCUACCCAGUACAAGAUCCCCGGCUGGUUCCUGAACAGACAGCGCGAUAUCGUCGACGGCAAGGAUUCGCAGGUGUUGGCCAACGGCAUGGAGAGCAAGCUGCGUGAGGAUUUGGAGCGUCUGAAGAAGAUCCGUGCCCACCGUGGUCUGCGUCACUACUGGGGCCUCCGCGUUCGUGGCCAGCACUCCAAGACCACUGGUCGGAGAGGCCGGACUGUCGGUGUCAGCAAGAAGAAGGGCUAG
Cyphellophora europaea CBS 101466 is the source of this 495-nucleotide messenger RNA. Its product is annotated as 40S ribosomal protein S18. Gene Ontology annotation, cellular component: ribosome; small ribosomal subunit; cytosol. Gene Ontology annotation, molecular function: structural constituent of ribosome; RNA binding. Gene Ontology annotation, biological process: translation. The record is from RefSeq and is a predicted model, not a curated record. The coding region runs from base 1 to 495 and encodes 164 amino acids. NCBI's taxonomy places the organism in Eukaryota, Fungi, Ascomycota, Eurotiomycetes, Chaetothyriales, Cyphellophoraceae. The transcript has 3 exons.